UAACAAGACCUGAAUAUGCUGUGCGCUUCCCCACGUGUGCCUGUUUGGGGCAACUUGGUUAAUAUGAGGUCCAUCCAGGAGAACGGGGAACUCAGGAUUGAGAGCAAGAUUGAAGAGAUUGUUGAACCGCUCAGAGAGAAGAUCAGAGACUUGGAAAAAAGCUUCACCCAGAAAUACCCGCCAGUCAAGUUUUUAUCAGAAAAGGACCGCAAAAGAAUUUUGAUCACCGGGGGCGCAGGCUUCGUGGGCUCCCACCUCGCGGACAAGCUGAUGAUGGACGGCCACGAGGUGACCGUGGUGGACAACUUCUUCACGGGCAGAAAGAGGAACGUGGAGCACUGGAUUGGCCACGAGAACUUUGAGCUCAUCAACCACGACGUGGUGGAGCCACUGUACAUUGAGGUGGACCAGAUAUACCACCUGGCGUCCCCGGCCUCGCCCCCGAACUACAUGUACAACCCCAUCAAGACGCUGAAGACCAACACCAUCGGGACCCUGAACAUGCUGGGGCUGGCGAAACGAGUCGGUGCGCGGCUGCUCCUGGCCUCCACCUCGGAGGUGUACGGAGAUCCGGAGGUGCACCCCCAGAGCGAGGACUACUGGGGCCACGUGAACCCAAUAGGGCCCCGCGCCUGCUAUGACGAGGGCAAGCGGGUGGCGGAGACCAUGUGCUACGCCUACAUGAAGCAGGAGGGCGUGGAGGUGCGCGUGGCCCGGAUCUUCAACACCUUCGGGCCCCGCAUGCACAUGAACGACGGGCGGGUCGUCAGCAACUUCAUCCUGCAGGCACUGCAGGGGGAGCCACUCACGGUAUACGGAUCCGGGUCGCAGACGCGGGCCUUCCAAUACGUCAGUGACCUGGUGAACGGCCUGGUGGCCCUCAUGAACAGCAAUGUCAGCAGCCCGGUCAACCUGGGGAACCCCGAGGAACACACAAUCCUAGAAUUCGCUCAGUUAAUUAAAAACCUUGUUGGCAGCGGGAGUGAAAUUCAGUUUCUCUCUGAAGCCCAGGAUGACCCCCAGAAAAGGAAACCAGACAUCAAGAAAGCGAAGCUGAUGCUGGGGUGGGAGCCGGUGGUCCCACUGGAAGAGGGGCUCAACAAGGCGAUUCACUACUUCCGGAAGGAGCUGGAGUACCAGGCGAACAACCAGUACAUCCCCAAGCCGAAGCCCGCGCGGAUCAAGAAGGGGCGGAUGCGCCACAGCUGAGGGCCCCUCAGGACGGGCGCCUGGGCCGCACCUGAGUGGGUGUAAUUUUUUUUCUUUUUUCUCUUUAAAGAAAGACUUAAACAGGUGUCGUGAAGAACAAACUGGAAUUCAUCCUGAAGCUUGCUUUUUACGAAAUGGAUGUGCCUAAAGACUCCCGUCAAGAACUGCAGAUUCUGCCUUGCACUUUUUAAAUCUGUCUUUUUACGUAAAAUAGCGUCAGUGCACCUGUGCGUGUUUUCCAGGUUUUUAUCUCGCUGUGAGAGCCCAUGUCGGGACUGUCGCCGACAGUUUUAUUUACUGGUUUCUUUGUGAAGCUGAAGAAAAGAACAUUAAAUGGGGUGAAAAAUGCCGAUUUAUUUAUGAAGUGGGUACUUACAAAUGAGACGUUAUACUAUGCAUAAAGGGGGGCAAGCAGACCCCGCAGUGUUGGCCGGUAGGUGGUAAUUACCAAGUUUAUUCUCAGGCAGAUUAAAGAAUUCUGUUUGAGAGCUUUGUUUCUUCUAAUUCAGAAUUUUUCCAAGGUCUAGUUUUUAGUUGCAAACUUGACUUUGAAAUAUUUCUGUUGGUUAUCACGGUCGAUCCAGGAUAUUUGAAAUCACUACUGUGUUGUGCUGCAUAUCGGGGGGGUGGGAGGGCAAAGUUAACAUAUUCUUGGUUAACAGUGGUUAAAAAUGCUAUUUUAAUAAAAUAUUGAAACUCA
This is a messenger RNA of Vicugna pacos (alpaca), 1909 nucleotides long. The record is from RefSeq and is a predicted model, not a curated record. Lineage: Eukaryota; Metazoa; Chordata; Mammalia; Artiodactyla; Camelidae.